GUGAAGGAGGUUUGUGAUCACGAUGGGGUUAUAGUCUUUAACGCGGCCACUGGGGGAAUAAAACAAAUGUUUGUAAUCCGGAUUAUCCGCGGUGGCUUGGGGCCUCCUCUACUGCCCAUCUAAGUUAAAGGCCUGUUCCCUCAAACUUCCUUCGCUCUCAUCUUCCUCUGCCGUCUCUUUGCCGGCCAAGCACGUCCGGGGACGGGGUCAGGGCCACCAGGUUCCUGGUAAGGUUGAAAGACUGAGCGUGUAGGGCUGUUAAAGUGAGUCUGUGUGAAAGAAGGAAGGAUUUUGUAGAUUGCUUCAGAGGGAGUGUGGGGUGAGGCCCUGAGUCCCAGAGCCUCAGCAUGUCAGGGAAACGGAAGCGGGUGGUAUUAACUAUUAAAGAUAAGCUUGAUAUAAUAAAAAAACUUGAAGACGGAGGUUCUUCCAAACAAUUGGCAGUGAUUUAUGGAAUUGGUGAGACAACAGUUCGGGAUAUAAGAAAAAAUAAGGAAAAGAUUAUAACUUAUGCAAGCAGUUCUGAUUCCACAAGUCUUCUGGCCAAGAGGAAAUCUAUGAAACCAUCCAUGUAUGAGGAACUGGACAAAGCAAUGCUAGAAUGGUUCAACCAGCAAAGGGCAAAAGGGAAUCCCAUAUCUGGACCGAUUUGUGCAAAAAGGGCAGAGUUCUUCUUUUAUGCUUUGGGAAUGGAUGGUGAUUUUAACCCCUCCGCUGGUUGGUUAACUCGUUUUAAGCAGCGGCACAGCAUUAGAGAGAUUAACAUUAGAAAUGAAAGAUUAAAUGGAGAUGAGACUGCUGUGGAAGAUUUUUGUAACAACUUUCGAGACUUUAUUGAACGAGAGAAUUUACAGCCUGAGCAGAUAUACAAUGCAGAUGAAACUGGACUCUUUUGGAAAUGCCUACCAUCCAGGACUUCUGUGAUCAAAGGUAAAUGCACUGUCUCGGGGCACAAGUCAAUUGAAGAAAGAGUCACUAUCAUGUGUUGUGCCAAUGCAACAGGUUUACACAAACUGAAACUUUGUGUUGUGGGGAAAGCAAAGAAACCUCGCUCCUUCAAGUCAACUGACACCUCAAACCUGCCAGUCUCUUAUUUCAGCCAAAAAGGUGCAUGGAUGGAUCUUUCCAUUUUCCGACAGUGGUUUGAUAAGAUCUUUGUGCCACAGGUUCGAGAAUACUUAAGAUCUAAAGGCCUGCAGGAAAAGGCUGUGCUCUUGUUGGAUAAUUCACCAACACAUCCAAAUGAAAAUGUCCUCAGGUCAGAUGAUGGCCAAAUAUUUGCUAAAUAUUUACCACCUAAUGUGGCUUCAUUGAUCCAGCCCUCGGAUCAGGGAGUCAUAGCGACAAUGAAGAGAAAUUAUCGUGCAGGUCUUCUUCAGAACAACUUGGAAGAAGGUAAUGACCUGAAAUCAUUCUGGAAGAAGCUAACUCUGCUAGAUGCACUUUAUGAAAUAGCAAUGGCAUGGAAUUUAGUAAAACCGGUUACCAUUAGCAGAGCAUGGAAGAAGAUUCUUCCUACCAUAGAGGAGAAAGAAGGCUUGGACUUUGAUGAAGAAGAUGUUUCUGUGGCUACUGUGGCCACCAUUUUACAACAUACCAAAGGACUGGAAAAUGUGACUACUGAGAACAUCGAAAAAUGGCUUGAGGUGGACAGUACUGAACCAGGCUAUGAAGUGUUAACUGACAGCGAAAUCAUCAGAAGAGCACAAGGCCAGACAGACGAAUCUAGUGAAAACGAGGAGGAGGAAAUAGAACUGAUUCCAGAGAAACAUAUUAAUCAUGCAGCUGCUCUCCAAUGGACUGAAAAUUUAUUGGAUUAUCUAGAACAACAAGGUGAUAUGAUUCUGCCUGAUAAACUCGUGAUACGUAAACUUCGAGCCACCAUCAGAAAUAAACAGAAGAUGACAACCUCGAGUCAAUAAUGGCAUGUCAUUGUUAACCAUUGUUUUGGUAAUUGUGUUUGUAACUCUUAACCUCUGCAGUGUGAUUUAAUUUUCUUUGCGUUCUUAAUUCUCAGUCACAGCCCUAUGAAAUGCAGAUACAAAAAUGUAUCUGAAGUGGUUCGAGGAUUAUAUGUUUUGCAUCAUCUCUGUGUCUUUAUUUGUGCAGAUAAUUGGAAGCUGAUGCUGUAUAGAUAUAAAUUACAUAUACACAGGUAUUCACUUUUGUAGAUCUGCAAUUACCCCUUCUAUUACAGUGGCAUUCCCUA
This is a messenger RNA of Odobenus rosmarus divergens (Pacific walrus), 2209 nucleotides long. It is a transcript of the gene JRKL, whose product is annotated as jerky homolog-like (mouse). The coding region runs from base 348 to 1922 and encodes 524 amino acids. The transcript has a single exon. Gene Ontology annotation, molecular function: DNA binding. Lineage: Eukaryota; Metazoa; Chordata; Mammalia; Carnivora; Odobenidae. Gene Ontology annotation, cellular component: nucleus. The record is from RefSeq and is a predicted model, not a curated record.